Messenger RNA from Monodelphis domestica (gray short-tailed opossum), 3723 nucleotides. It is a transcript of the gene CD302, whose product is annotated as CD302 molecule. The record is from RefSeq and is a predicted model, not a curated record. NCBI's taxonomy places the organism in Eukaryota, Metazoa, Chordata, Mammalia, Didelphimorphia, Didelphidae.
UGGACAGGGCCCCCUCAAUUAGUCCUGCUCCACUGUCCUCAGAGAUCAAAGCAAAACCAAAAGUGAAGAGCUAAAAGACAGGAGUUUCCAGCUCUUCACUGGAGGAGGUGUGAGGGUCCAGGCCCGGAGCUUACUUCCCUGGGGUCCUGAGAAAGGAGGUGCUGGCGACCUCCGGGAGUCAAAGGAAGAUACAGGGACCAGAAAAAGCCAGCUAGCCCCCACGCUGGUGCUUUUCCAUAGAACUAGAAACAGGGUCAUUGCCAAGGCUCUUUCCAGCAAGAGAUCUCCCCACCCCCACCCUCAUCCCUGUCUCUGGCUGCCUGCACUAGUGACAGCGACAAGGGGGGGUCACAGUCAGUGGUGGGCUGUACAAGCGAGUUCCGGACUUCCGAGAGGCGCAGCCAAACAACGCUUCCCCUCACCCCCAUUUCCAUCCCCACCCUAGGCUGCCGGGGAGGCUAGCGGUCCGCCCCUGGGGACGGGCGCACCCCACUCGCAGCCAUGUCCGCGGCCGUGGUCGCCACGCUCCCUACUCUGCUGCUCCUGCUGGGCCACACUGCUGCUGAUUGUCCUUCUUCUACCUGGGUUCAAUUCCAAAGCAACUGCUAUAUUUUUCUUCAAAGAACAGUAAAAGUAGAAAACAUUGAGGAUGUAAGAAAUCAAUGUACAGACUAUGCUUCAGGAGCAGAUAUGAUUAGCAUCCAUAAUGAAGAAGAAAAUGCAUUUAUACUGGAGACUUUUAAAAAACUAUGGAAGGCUCAGGAUGAUAUUUUAUUAGGAAUGUUUUAUGACAUCGAUGAUGAAAGCUUCAAAUGGUAUGACAAGUCUAAUAUGACAUUUAACAAAUGGAAACCCUCAGAAGAAGGUCAAGAUCUAAUAGACACAUGUGCUUUUUUUCAAACCAAGAGUGGUAUAUGGAAAAAAGGAAAUUGUGAAGUUUCUUCAGUGGAGGGUGCCCUGUGUAAAGCAGCUGUUUCUUAUGAAAAGAAAUACUUACCAGAUAACCAUAUUUUAAUAACAGCAUUGGUGAUUGCCAGCACCACAAUCCUGACAAUUACAGGAGUCAUCGUUUGGUUCCUAUACAAAAGAAAUCUAACUUCUGGCCUUACAAAUACAGCUUACACAACAGCACCUCAACUUUCUUAUAAUGAUGACUGUGUUUUAGUAGAUGCAGAAGAAAAUGAAUAUGUUGCUUAAUUUCCAGAGAUGGGCGGGGGAGGAUACAUAUAUCUCUCUAUAUGUAUCUCAAAAGCAGUAUUUUGAAUAGCAAUCCAAACGUAAGCUCCUAAGGGAAUAAGGUGUGUUUUUUUUUAAUUACAAAACCAUUUUCCUAGGAGCUAAAAACAUUUCUGCUUAUUGUCAGGUCUAUUAGAAACAUUACAAAUAAAAAAAAAAAUAGAGCUUCAAAAUAAAGGUAUAGGGUAGAAUCUGAAGAAAUCAUCUCAUCCAAAGCCCACAUUUUUCAGUUGAGGAAAAUUAAAACAGAUGAUGUGAUGACCAAAAGCCAGUUACUCGUUUGAAAAGGAAAAUACUUAAGUUAUAUGCAUAUCUAAAGCAACUGCAGAUUAUAAACAUUAAAUAUUAUUAUAAAAAUGAAUUUUAAAAAUACAUAAACUUCUUAUAUCCAAAUACAUGCUUUCCAUGGCACCUAUUUAUAGAUCUCCUAUGUACAAUACACUUCUGUGACAACACACUAUAGGUAGUAUCAGAGCUGAGAUUUGAACCCAAGAUCUGACUCCUGUUCUUUCCACUAGGUUUAGAUGACAAAACAGGCAAAGAAAUUGGUCUCAUCACUUACAGAUUACUUUUUCUUUCUGCACUCACUUUAUUUACAAGGCAUGAAGAUUAUGUGUGACUCACAUGAUGGAAACUCAUGCCCAGAUAGCCCAGGUAAGAAAGUCAGAAUUUGCAAUCAGAAGCCAUCUUUAAAUCCAGUACUUGGCCCUGCAUAACAUUUAGCUGUUUCUAAAAAUCAAAGAGCAAAAAUAUACUACCAUUCUGAAUAAAAGAAUAAUGGUUGCAGUGGAAAUUCCAAAAGAAAAUUAAGUAAUCUCAGCAUUAACUAGUGAUUAGCUUUCCAAGGUGUCUACCAUGAGGGGUGCCAUGAUCCCAUCAUAAACAGGACAAACACUUAAGUCAGGUUUGAUUUGUGGACUGUACAGGGCACUUUUAAGUUGCUGAGCCUAAAACAGCAAGGAUACUGUAGAACUUGGCAACUGUGGGCACACCCAUGUUUUCAUAUGAAAAUAUAUAUGCCUUGCCAGCAGAGUGACUUGUGUGGUCCCCAGACACCCACUUGGCAGGAGCUCUUCCUAGGUGGGUCUUUCUGGCCUCAAAGGAAAGUGCAUUAAAGGAGGCAGGGGCCAAUGAGGUCCUGGGGCCAGUGCAGUUGCCUUUUAGGAAAACGAAUCCUUGCUUUGGGGAAACUGAAAUCCUGGUCGUAUCACACAUGCUGGAACUUUUGGUAUUCUUUAUGAAAUACAUAAACCCCACUUACUCAUACCAUUGUUUACUGCAUCUGUAGAAGCUAACAUUUACAAUGUAAACUUAGCCUAUUAAAUUGAGGAAAUUAAGCAUUUAUAGAAUAAGCCCAAGAUUGUGACAAGUAGUCCUGACAAUUCCCUUUUGACUUAAGAUUUACAGAAUGUUAGCAUGAGAAAACUUAAAAGAUUUAGGCUCAAGCCCUUCAAUUUUUACAGAUGAACUGAAACCCUAAAUGACUUUCUCAGGCACAAGUUAGUGGGAGAAUAUUGCACAAAAAUAUUACUUCGUAUUUCAUUCUGGUGAAGCCACUUAGCUUUCCUGAUGACUGCUAGGGAAUCCCUCCCAUUCCCCUUCUUUUGGUACAUGUAUAAAGCCUGCAGAAAUGUGAAGGGGAAGAUUGGGCUAUUGACAUGGCCUAUGCCAUGGGGGCUUGUCCUCUUCUUCCACUUCUUCCAAUAUGGCUUGUUGAUGGCGUCAAGGGGAAAACCAGAGGAAAGAAAAACCUGAUCCUGCAGCUUCAAAACACAUGCUUGAACCCAGCCUUGCUUAAGGCUGCACAAUCAGAACCUAUGCCUCAAAAUGAGGGUUGCUAACCUGGGGUCUAUGAAUUUGCAAAAAAUUUACUAUUUAUUUAGUUCCUUUGCAGACUGAAAAUUUAGCUGUAUUUUUUUCUUGAAUUCAACAAUGAAUCUGUGCAAUGGAGUCACACAAACCAUUCUCUAUGCUCAGAAAUGUGUUAUCUCAGUCUCCCAGAAUUCAUGCCUUCCUUUCCAAUUUCAAGUGAGGUGGCAAAUAAAUCACAUGAUGUUAUAGGAAGGGACCUAGAAACUCCUCUGGUCUAAUCCCCUUUAUAAAAUUUUGUUGUUCAAUCAUUUCAAGUCUACUCUGACUCCUUUUGGGGUCUUCUUGGCAGAUACAGGAGUCACUUACCAUUUCCUUCUACAGCUCAAUUUAUACAUAAGGAAAAGUUAAAUGCAGAGGCUAAGUGACUUAUCUAAAAUACAGGUACUUAAAAUGGCACUAAAAUUCAAACUCAGGUCCUUUUGACUAAAAAUUCAACACUUUCUAUGUACCAUUAUGCUUUCCCUAACUUCUCUGUGUAUGUAGUCCCAUCCUCCUCAACAGUCAAGCCUUUUAGGAAAACUAAAAUCCUGGUUUUGGAUGACACAUCCAUAAGUUAACAUUUUGUGAUACCAGAAAUAAAAAUAAAAUCAAAUAAACUUAAUUUUAAAAGGAAAA